UUACCACCGCUCUUCUUUUCAUAAUAUUCAUAGUCUCAUCUUUCUUCUUUCUAUUUACUAUAUGUGUAAUCUCAUUAGUCAUUCGGUGGUUCGAUACUCCGUGUCGUCGCGCAUUGCGCAAUAGCAAUUUUUUUUUUUUUGUAUAUAUUAUAUUGUAAAUUAUUUUAACAUAGCGUUACCCUUUGGGUCACCUAUACUUUGUAUAGUACAUUUAAUUAACCUAUAAUCAUUUAAUACCGUAUUAGUGUAAUACCUCCAGUAUAAUUGUACAAUCUAUUCUAGCCCAAGGACUAUAUUACUUGAAUUAAUAAACAUACAUUUAGACAACUUGAUUCAAGUUUGAUAUUAUUCGUUCUAAAACGAUAUUUCCAAUUUAAUAUUUUUGUAUUAAUUUCAGCUAACCUAGUGAGGUCAAUUGUUUUGCUAUAAUCACUGCUAUCAAUAUGGGUAUAACCAAGAGGCCUGCUAGCAAUUGCAGUGAUGAAAUACUCCAGGUCGAUGUUGAUGAUCUUGUUGAUGAUACAAUUUAUUCUGAUACCAGUGAUGAAUCAGAUUAUUAUGACCCACAACCCUUCACCAUAGUUGAUUAUUCAGCAUACUACAGAGAACUCUGCCCUGAAUUAAGGAUUUCCUAUACUGAACAUGCUGAACAUAAUGUUGAUACAUCUUCAUCACCAGUCAUUAAACCGGUGUCGGGAGUAUCGCAUAAGAAAAAAAAUAUUUCUCAAAUGGGACGCAAGAAAGCAAAUCGUGCACAAAAUGAAAGUUUUCUUCUAUCUUUGAGUGACGAAAUUGAAGAUGAUAUAUUUUGUAAUGACAACAAAAAUGGAUUCACCAAAGCAAUCAACAGGCUUUCAACUCGGCCUGAUUUAAAAGAAUCAUUUAUUGAAGGAAAUGAUGAACUUGUACUAACAAAACGCAACAAAAAUACUGCUGCUGAAAUAAAAGCUGAAAAAAAGUCAAAACGAAGCACUCGCCCAGAUUUAGCAUUUAAAAAUCUAACUACAUCACAAAAAUCCCUUUUCAAACAGAAAAGUUUACCUUUUGCUGCCAUAGAUCAUCUAGAAACCGAAGUUGUCCGAUAUUUUUCACUUGUACCAAAAGGCAUUUAUACAUCAGCCCCAUUGCCAAGUUACAACAGAAUGCUGCUACACAGUAUCGUCCGUUACUAUUCUUUGGAUGCCAUGAGCAUGAAUAGCCGUGGUCGACGCGCCCAGAAAAUUGUACAAGUACGCAACAGUCGUUUUGACGAUUUCAAACCACCUCGUAUGAGCCUGUUAAAAUACAUAUCAAGUUUUAAUAGCAAUUGCUAAAUAACAAAUGGCCAUCAUCAUUGAAUCCAAUGACUCUUUGCUAACAGACAUUUUUCAUUCAGCUUAAUAUAACAUAAUAAAAUAUUAGUUGAAUUCUGUUUGAUAUUGUUUUUUUUUUUUUUUUUUGCUUAACUUUCACGUUUGUUACGUUUAUUAAGUUUUAAUUUAUAGCUUUAGAUAUAUUUGAUAUUUAGAUUUAUUUUAUCAUGUAUUCAUAUGUUUUACUUAUUUAAUUAUUGACCAAACUUAUAUUAUAAACAUAAUUAAUAUUAAAUAACUCUUAAAAUUUAUCUUAAUAUAUUACAUUAUAUUAUACGCUUAUAUUAUUUUUAAUUUAUUAAUAUAUUUGUAAUGAUAGCUAUUAACAUGGCUUGGAAUUUAAUACAUAUGCACAUUUCUUAGAAUAAAAUAUAUUAUUCAUAAACAGUUCUACUAAAAUUUGUGCAUAUAUAUUUACACAUGUCAUUGCUUUUUAUAAAGUUCCAUGCCCUGUCUAUCAACAAAUAUUAUGUAUUCUAUUUAUUUUUUAAUAUAUUCAUAUAUUUAUUGGAUACAACAUAAUAUUAUAUAAUUAUGUUAAUUAUAUUAUUAUUUACUUUAUAUGAUAAUUAGAACUUUUAAGUUAUUGCUUUAAUAUUUUUUACGUCAAUUUUAGUGAUAUUUAUAAAUUAAUUAUUUGUUUGCAUACUUAAAUGAAAAAAGUAAUAAAAAAAAUUGUAAAUUGUAUAACACAUAACUCUUCUAUUCUAUAUGUAUUUGUAUUAUUGAUGUUUCUACAUUACAAUUCUAUGGUAGUUUAUACCAAAAUUGAUAGAAAACAUUUUCUACACCCGCUCAGUUGAUUAUCUCAUUUUUUAAAUUUUUUGAGUCAUAAUCUCAUUAAAAGACUAACAUUUCAAUCUUGUUGACUACGUCCAAAUGUUGGCUUUUAUAUCAUUAGUUAUGAGUUUAUGACAAUAUGUUGGUUUUGAUUGUAUUAAAUUUUUAUCAAAAUACCAACAAGAAAAGUUUAAUAAUUUAAUUUUCAUAUUUUUUUUACAAUAUUGCAAACAAUUUAAUAAAAUUUUUUUAAGCAAUAACUUUGAAGUUCUGACGAUAGCAGUUUAUUAUUAUGAUGUAGAAUAGUUGAUUUAGUAUAAUUUAUAUCAAUAGCUUAUGAUUUAUAUAUUGGGUUAACUUAGUUUAGUUUAUUUAUUUAUUACAUUUAUUGUAACUUAUAUAUUAAAAAUACUGGUAUGAUGGAUUUAACUAACUUUUGUUGUUAUAAUAUUUAUAAGUUGAUGUUACACAUACAUUAUAGUUGGUAAUCAAAUGGAGUUUUGUUGUGGUAGGGGAGACCUAACAACUUAAAAUACCUAAAUACAAUACUUUCAUUUUAA
Messenger RNA from Aphis gossypii (cotton aphid), 2692 nucleotides. RefSeq names its product R3H domain-containing protein 4-like. The record is from RefSeq and is a predicted model, not a curated record. Lineage: Eukaryota; Metazoa; Arthropoda; Insecta; Hemiptera; Aphididae. The transcript has 7 exons. Gene Ontology annotation, molecular function: nucleic acid binding. Bases 444 to 1313 code for a protein of 289 amino acids.